Molecule: messenger RNA, 2014 nt
Organism: Vicugna pacos (alpaca)
Lineage: Eukaryota; Metazoa; Chordata; Mammalia; Artiodactyla; Camelidae
Source: RefSeq, a predicted model, not a curated record
UUCCUCUCUCGAGCCUACGCGGAUCUGGAGACUCCCUUGCGGGCUCGUGGGCCGCGCCUUUGCCGCCUGCAGGCCCCGAACCUGACCCCUUCUCUUCAUAUCCGGAUAUGGGUUCCUCCCCACAAGACCCUCCGUCUGGCGUCUUCUCCCUAAAUACUUAGGAAUCUGACCCAUUCUCCCUAAUUCCGCCGAUCCGGCCCGUAGGAGCCAUAUUCCGACCCUAGAACAAUGGGCUGACUCCUACGCCCUUGCUGAGGAUCCAGACCACCUCCCCCACGGUGCCCAGCCUGGGAAAAGAUGGCCCCAUGGUCCCAGAGGGGCCUAGCCCCAGCUCUGCUCUGGGGCCUGAGCCUCUUCCUUGGCCUCCCAGCCCCCGUGUGGGUCCAGCCCUCUCUGCCUCCCCAGGCUUCUCCCCCCACUGAGCCCCAUCCAUGUCAUACCUGCCGGGGACUGGUCGACAGCUUCAACAAGGGCCUGGAGAGAACCAUCAGGGACAACUUUGGAGGUGGAAACACUGCCUGGGAGGAAGAGAAGUUGUCUAAAUACAAAGACAGCGAGACCCGCCUGGUAGAGGUGCUGGAAGGCGUGUGCAGCAAGUCGGACUUUGAGUGCCACCGCCUGCUGGAGCUGAGUGAGGAGCUGGUGGAAAGCUGGUGGUUUCACAAGCAGCAGGAAGCCCCAGACCUCUUCCAGUGGCUCUGCUCCGAUUCCCUGAAGCUCUGCUGCCCGCCAGGCACCUUUGGGCCCUCUUGCCUUCCCUGUCCUGGGGGCGCAGAGCGGCCCUGCGGUGGCUACGGGCAGUGUGAAGGGGAAGGGACACGAGGGGGCAGCGGGCACUGUGACUGUCAAGCCGGCUACGGUGGAGAGGCCUGUGGCCAGUGCAGCCUUGGCUACUUUGAGGCAGAACGCAACGCCAGCCAUCUGGUAUGUUCGGCUUGCUUUGGCCCCUGUGCCCGCUGCUCGGGACCUGAGGAAUCAAACUGUUUACAGUGCAAGAAGGGCUGGACCCUGCAUCAUCUCAAGUGUGUAGACAUUGAUGAGUGUGGCACAGAGCGAGCCAGCUGUGGACCCGACCAGUUCUGUGUGAACACAGAGGGCUCCUACGAGUGCCGAGACUGUGCCAAAGCCUGCCUGGGCUGCAUGGGGGCAGGGCCAGGCCGCUGUAAGAGAUGCAGCCCUGGCUACCAGCAGGUGGGCUCCAAGUGCCUCGAUGUGGAUGAGUGUGAGACAGUGGUGUGCCCGGGAGAGAACGAGCAGUGUGAGAACACGGAGGGCAGUUACCGCUGCGUCUGUGCCGAGGGCUACAAACAGAUGGAGGGCAUCUGUGUGAAGGAGCAGAUCCCAGAGUCAGCAGGCUUCUUCUCGGAGAUGACAGAGGACGAGCUGGUGGUCCUGCAGCAGAUGUUCUUCGGUGUCAUUAUCUGCGCUCUGGCCACGCUGGCUGCCAAGGGCGACUUGGUCUUCACUGCCAUCUUCAUCGGGGCUGUGGCGGCCAUGACUGGCUACUGGUUGUCAGAGCGCAGUGACCGUGUGCUGGAGGGCUUCAUCAAGGGUAGAUAAUCCCUGCCACACCUGCAGGAUCUCCUCCCGCCUGGGCUGCCCCCGAGGUAGGACUCUCCCGCCUGGACACUUGAGGCACUUGCUUUAUUUUUGAGAGUGGGGUAAGUACCCCCAGCCCACCUUACAGAGCAGCCCAGGCACCACAGCCUGGGCACGUGAGGCCUCUGCAGUGGAAAAGCAGCCCCAGGGGUGGGCGCCGUGAGGUCUUGGCCCGAGUGCACUGGGCAGGCUUCACAAUGUGUGUGGAUUUUUUAAAAUAAAGUGUCUCCUCGUGGUGGCUGCUAGUGAGCUUUGGCCCCUGCCCAGAAUGGGGAGGGGUCCCUGCAGGGAUGGGCCCAUCACAGCCCCCUCCUGCCAGCUGCAUGCUGCCAGCUCCUGUUCUGUACUCACCUGCCCCCCAGCCACUGAUUUAUUUAUUGAUUCAUCUCAGGAAAUAAAGGUCUUGGAAAAUGGA